GCUACUCGUUCACCCAUCUCCUAUUUGAUGUCAAAAUAACAUUUUUUUUUAUAUUUUUGGUCUCAAUAAAAGGCUACCUUGAUAGUUACAAAUGACCAGUAAAGAAGAGUUGCAGAGUACAUAAUCACAUGUAAACAAUAUUUUUAUCUAUGCGCCACACUGCAGCUACAGCAGUUUGCCAACCACGACGAACGACGGUACCCUAUCCAGCCUGGCAUUCAACCAUAGCACAAAGCUAAUAUAGUAAUAUACGAAAUUCAGGCAACCUCACUCUUUUGCGUGGAACAUUUGUCGCUGACCCACCAACUACACACGGUGACCCGCAAAAGUAAAACGACGGAACACACGGUUAGCGUCCUCCCUCCCCACCACCGACAAAAACCGUAACGACUACUACACUGCUACAACAAUCACCAUCACCAUAUUGGAGUCACCAAACCAGCCUGCGCGCCAGACUUCCGAGUCGCGGUUAUAGUCCCGCCACAACUCUCUCCCCUCCCACCAAGCGUAGCAUCAAAACAAGAGGUGUCGACGCCGUCGCAGCCGUCGCAGCCGCCGUCAAUGCAUCCCGCCAUCCCCUCGCAAACUGUAACAUCACUAUUCAUUCGUCAUUAAUUCCUUCACUCGUACGGUUGUCCGCCAUAUUUAAAUUUUUUACGUUAUUGAACCUCUCAGCCAACCGGCCCUCAUUGUCAUUGUAACAUCACCGUCGUAACGAAAACAGUCAAUCGUGUCAAUUACGAUUGCUCGUUACAUAAUUGCACUUAAUCAAUCGAUAUCAAACUCCUAGCGCUGUUCCUCAUAUUCCAUGUCUAUUAAGAUGCGAACGAUGAACGGUGCCCGACGACGGUGGCAUGACGUGAGCUACAGCCCUUCACGAUCGACUCAUUGACGGGUGGCCGACGACGGACGUCUCAGCUAUUGUGAACCGUGGAUUCCGGUUAAGGUACAUGUCAAAAAUCAAAAUCGAAGUUAAUAUGGCUCAUAAUCAAGAAAUAAAUAUGCAAUCAUGUACUAUAAAUGAUUUAUGCAGAUUAUGUGCAAAUUUUGAUGAAAACAUGAUACCAAUAUAUGCAGAUGAAGGAGCAGACCAUAUGUUAGAAAACAAAAUAAAAACCCAUCUUCCACUUAUAAAUAUUUCUGCAAAUGACUUAUUACCAAAAAGAGUAUGUUAUCAUUGCGCUUCUGCUGUGCUUGUUUGGAAUGAGUUGUAUGAAUGUAGUACUGAUGCAGACCAAAAACUUAGAAAUAUGUUUGAACUUCGUUCAUUUGACCAAAAUCAGUGCAAGGAUAUUCAAGAAGACAAUAGGUUACAUCCAACAUUAAAAAGGUACAUUGACUUGACAGAACCAGAUGGAACAUUGAAAAUAAUUCCUACUAAAGAAACUUCACUUUCAAACAAUUAUUCCUGUUCAUUUUGUUUUGAAAAGUUUUUGAAGAUUAGAGAUAAAGUAAAACACGACCGUGAUGUUCACGGUGUUCAAUCUAAUAUAUUGCCAAUAAAAUAUGUAAGUGACAGGUACAUAGAUAGUAAUAUGAAAAUUUCAAUUUCAAAUGUUGAGGAUAACAGUACAGAAAAAAAUCUUUCCAGCAUAGUUGAUGUAAGCAAUACAAAAUCAAUACAAGACUUUAAAAUAAAUAAUUAUGAUGUAUUAUGCGUUAUGUGUAAUGUUUCUUUUAAAUCCUUGUUGGAAAAGUUAGAGCAUGAUCAAAACUUGCACAAUGUGCAGACAACUAAACGAAGAAGCAAACGCGUUGGAGUAACUAAAAGUUAUGAUGAAUUGUUUGAUGAUGAAUCUGAUUUUGAUGAAGAAAUAAAAAAUGAUUCUUCAAAUUCUGGACAGUUCAAUAAUAAUAGUGUUCAAUCAAAUUCUAUUGAUCAAAAAAAUGGUAAUGAAAUGGACUUGAAAAAAGAGAAAGAGUUAGAAGACAUAAAAGAUGAACUUAUUGAAUCCGAUGAAAAGUCUGAUAUUGAAGAUUUCAAGUGUUAUUACUGUAAUCAACAAUUUCCUUCUAAACAUUUGGCUUCAAAACACGUCCGUUCACAUAUGUUAAAUAAUAAAAAACCAAUCCCAAAAAGUGACAUUUAUGAUAAGUAUAAAGUUAUGAUAGAUAAUAAAUUAUAUUACAAAUGCGAUCAAUGUAAUUAUAAUGUUGAAGGUAGGAGAUACAAGUUUGUGUAUCAUAUGAGGGUGCAUACUGGUGAAAAACCAUACACUUGUGAAAUGUGUAGUAAACAGUUUCGUACAGCAGCAUUUUUGAGACGCCAUAUUGUAUGUUUCCACGAUAAAGUUCGUAGUUAUCAGUGUGACAUUUGUGGACGUUCAUUUUCUGAGAAACGUAACGUUGAUGAUCAUAGACGCACACAUACUGGUGAACGGCCGUUUGUUUGUGAAACAUGCGGUAAAAGUUUUGCCCAGAGAUCAUCAAUGAAAAUUCAUUGGAAACAAAUGCAUGAAAGUAUAAAAGCACAUAAAUGUGAAUAUUGUGACAAAAGUUUUAUCAGAAGAUGUCAUUUAGUUGCUCAUUUAACCCAUCAUACAGGAGUGCGCAACUAUGUAUGUGCAGUAUGUGGUAAAGCAUUCUUGCGCAGUGGUACACUUAAAGGUCAUACAGCAGUGCACAGUUCAGAAAGGCCUUUUCAAUGUACUAUUUGUGGUGACACAUUUAAAUUGAAAAAACAUUUAAAACAGCAUGGACGAGUUCAUGAAACUCAGCAUUCAUUUGUUAAUAUGCCUCAAUUAGAAUUUAUUUCAACAACUGUAGAUAAUCAGAGGAGUUCACAAUACGAAAUCUCUGACAUAUUUCACAGAGAAGUGGAUAACGACUCCGCAGAUGACAACAUGUACCUGAAUGCGGCUGGCAUCGACGACGACAUAAAUGGACUUAUGAAUUGCCAUCGGCUGGAUGACAUUUCGGUGGCAGACGAUUGCAGCCUCGUGGUGCCGAAACAAGAGUAUCUGGACGUCAUAGAAGACAGCAACCACGAAGACGCAGUUGAUAAUCAACUUCCCACCGCAGGGAACAUAAACUCGGUUUGUGGAGGAGACGAUAUCACUAAUCAUAAUGAUAGUGAAGACUUCAAACCAAUUAUAGAUGGGAUUAACGUCAAUGAAACUAGUGGUGGGGAAAUAGAUGAACAGUCAAAAGGUGGCGACAGACGCAACGGAAACGAUGGUGAAGUAGGCGAUGAGAACGAUCGCGAAGACGAAGAAGAUGAAGAGGACGAUGACUGUGACCAGCUAAACAACAUGCAGGUGAGGCAGUUGUACGUAAGCAGUUCGUUGGACGGAGCUACCGCAGAUGAGGAUGAACAGCAGCAGGAAACCAUGUGCCAGAUAUGUGCGACCGUGUUCAAGACUAGGUACAACCUGUUGCGGCACUUCCAAAAGCGACACCCCGAGUACAAAAUGUACGAGUGCGACCUAUGUCGUAUCAGCUUCCCGUCCAUUGACGAGUUUAAAGACCAUCUUGAGGAGAAACACUCCAAAUUGCAUACCACGAACACAAUCGACUCGAAGCAAGUGCGUUUCGCGUGUGACGUGUGUGGCAAUAUGUACAAGAAUAAGGCGUCUGCUAUGAAUCACCUGCUGACGCACACCGCUAAAAAAACUGUGCGCUGCACCCACUGCGACUUCACGUGUUACACCAAGCAACAACUAGGCGUACACCAGACCAAGCACGACAAGCGGUUCGUAUGUGACAUAUGCCACAAACGGUUCGCACAAAAGUCGCAGCUGGACGUGCAUAUUAACGCGGUCCACUACAACCAAAGGCCGUACUCUUGUGUGCUUUGUAACAAGACGUUUAAAACCAAAGGGUCACACGAUGCUCACAUGAUCGUGCACACAGACACCCGAAAUUACCAGUGUCCGCACUGCGAUAAAAAGUGCCGGAAGCGGUACGAUUUAACAUUGCACAUCCGAACUCACACUGGUGAAAAACCUUUCAAGUGCAGUGUAUGCGGGCGCGGGUUCGUGCAGAUGUGCGAUACACGAAAGCAUGAGAUGCUCCACUUUAAGCCUGGCAAGCGGAAAAACUUAUUCUUCGAGUCUUCAGAGUCAGGAAUGGCCGAUGACGAAUGACAUACGGCGGCGGUGGCGGUAAGCGCUACAGACGACGAUGGUGAUGACGAUGAUGACACCACCAAUAACAACUCAAUUCUAUCACUACCAUCGCCACCGCCAUCACUAACCCUAUGACCCUGAUAGAUCCCACUGUAUUUUGUUUUUAGAUAAAACUUAAUUUUUUAUAUAUAAAUUUGUGUAUAAAUGUAUAUUUUUUUUUGUAUUUUACUGUAUUUUUUUUUAUGUUAUACAUUUUUAAAUAACAUUCUUAUAAAUUGUAUUAUUUGUAAUUAGUCAAAGUUCCUUUUCCACAACAUUUAAAUAGGAACAAACAAUUCUUAAACCCCUGGUGAGUUAGAGAAAAAUAAUUAAAGGCUAUUUCUUGUAAACUCAAUUAAAAUUAUUUGCCAGUUUCAAAAUACAUCCAAUUUGGUUUAUCUUAUCAUCAAGUUGAGUAUUGAAACUACAAAAAUGUGUAAAUAUGUGUAAUUAAGUAUUCUUAUAUCCAUGUAAUGUAUGUUGAUAAUGUAUAACACUUUCUACCUAUGUAUUAAAGUCUUUACUGAAUUGAAUUUUGUGAGUAAUUUAUAAAAAUAAAUACCUUAAGUACUAUA
Messenger RNA from Myzus persicae (green peach aphid), 4681 nucleotides. Its product is annotated as zinc finger protein 271-like. The record is from RefSeq and is a predicted model, not a curated record. The coding region runs from base 951 to 4085 and encodes 1044 amino acids. Gene Ontology annotation, biological process: regulation of transcription by RNA polymerase II. The transcript has 6 exons. Gene Ontology annotation, cellular component: nucleus. Lineage: Eukaryota; Metazoa; Arthropoda; Insecta; Hemiptera; Aphididae. Gene Ontology annotation, molecular function: RNA polymerase II cis-regulatory region sequence-specific DNA binding; DNA-binding transcription factor activity; zinc ion binding.